Messenger RNA from Arachis duranensis, 858 nucleotides. RefSeq names its product G-type lectin S-receptor-like serine/threonine-protein kinase LECRK3. Lineage: Eukaryota; Viridiplantae; Streptophyta; Magnoliopsida; Fabales; Fabaceae. The record is from RefSeq and is a predicted model, not a curated record. The transcript has a single exon. Bases 1 to 858 code for a protein of 285 amino acids.
AUGAUAUCACCAAAUACUGCUUCCACCCAAGAUUUCUACCAGAGAGCAGUGCUUGAAUAUGAUGGAGUUUUCAGGCACUAUGCCUACCCGAAGAGCAGUAACUCCAAUACAAGAAGCUGGAAGAUGGCAUGGUCAACUGUUUAUUACUUACCGCCAAAUAUCUGCUUGGAUAUUAGGGAAGAUUAUGGCAGUGGAGCUUGUGGAUUCAACAGUUAUUGCACUUUUGAUGAUGGGAAAAAGAGUUGCCAUUGUCCAUCUGGAUAUAGCUUCAUUGAUCCAGCUGAUGUGAUGAAAGGAUGCAGACCGGACUUUGAUUCACAAAGUUGUGAUGGAUCUUCCCCAGAAACAGAUCUUUUUGAUUUCUAUGAGAUGGAAAAUACAGACUGGCCUCUGACAGAUUAUGAAUAUUUUGAGCAAGCGAAUGAGGACUGGUGCAGACAGGAUUGCUUGAGUGAUUGUUUCUGCGCUCUUGCCAUUUUUAGAGGUGCUGGGUGUUGGAAAAAGAAGUUACCCUUCUCCAAUGGAAGGAAAGAUCCCAGUUUUCAAGCAAAAGCUCUGUUAAAGAUAAGAAAAGAUAAUUCUACCUUCAAAUGUGAGGGUCCAGUUAGAAAGAAAGAUCAAUCUAAGCUGAUUAUAGUUAUCUCCGUGCUUCUAAGUAGUUCAGUGUUAAUGAACUUGCUCCUAUUAGUGGCGGGAUUUUCAGUUGUAUACUGGUGGAGAUCUAAGAGUUCUAAGGCAAAUCAACCUAGCCAAUCCAUUGUAGGCACUUGUCUUAGAAGUUUCACUUUUGAAGAGUUGAGGAAGGCAACGAAUGGGUUCGAGGAGGUGCUUGGUCAAGGGGCAUUUUCAACUGUCUAA